ACUGGACCACGUUCAAAAAAUUAGUGAACGUGACAACACAACGUACUUAAUUUAAAGUGACCGUCUUCACAGCCACAGCAAUGAGAAUUCCCGCCAUAACCCCCAAAUCUGAAGAAAUUCUUUACAACCAGAAAACAUGUAUGGUGAGAGUGCUUGCUCGUUAGUAAAAGAAUUGGAUCGAAAUCGUGGCACUUUACCUCCUUACAACAACGAACUUAUCGGCGAAGUCGAGAAAGAAAUCUGCCAUUUAAUUCAACAGAACGUAGCGGAUGAUUUUAAGGCGCACGAGGAUAGCAAUGUAGGUGCCGGUCUCGAUUACACAGCCACAAUUCGCACACGCCACGCAAUUAUACAACGCAACCUACGAUGUCUGCUCGCCUACCAUUACAACAGACUGAGAUGUUUGCGAACAAUGAGAUGGGAAUUUGGGAGUAUAUUACCUCCCGAUAUUAAAGUAAACUUAAGUCAUGCCGAAUCGAAUUGGUUUAGUAAAUAUUCGUCGAUGCUGGCGACGUAUAUGCGGUCAAUUGGUGAUGAUGGCGGGGUGAAUUUAACUAUCGAUUUGAAUCCUCCUAAGGCGUUAUAUAUUGAAGUGAAGUGUUUAGUCGAUUAUGGACAGUACGAGUUAAGCGAUGGUUCUUUGGUUCUUUUGAAAGAGAGUAAUAGAUAUUUUUUGCCGAGAGCCGAGUGUGAAGAUUUAAUUCGUCAAGGAGUCUUUCAACAUAUUAUUAAUUAAGAUUUAGUUUAAAAUAUUACAUUUGUACAAUAAUAAAUCAAUAAAUUAAAAAAAAGCUA
This is a messenger RNA of Photinus pyralis (common eastern firefly), 795 nucleotides long. Its product is annotated as DNA replication complex GINS protein PSF1-like. Gene Ontology annotation, biological process: DNA replication; DNA strand elongation involved in mitotic DNA replication. The coding region runs from base 137 to 736 and encodes 199 amino acids. NCBI's taxonomy places the organism in Eukaryota, Metazoa, Arthropoda, Insecta, Coleoptera, Lampyridae. The transcript has 3 exons. Gene Ontology annotation, cellular component: GINS complex. The record is from RefSeq and is a predicted model, not a curated record.